Nerophis lumbriciformis (worm pipefish) is the source of this 1287-nucleotide messenger RNA. Lineage: Eukaryota; Metazoa; Chordata; Actinopteri; Syngnathiformes; Syngnathidae. The record is from RefSeq and is a predicted model, not a curated record.
AUGACGGACACCAGCACGCAGCAGGUGGUCGGCAACAGGAGACCAUGUGGAGGAACAUAUGGACGCUACUACAACAAGGACAAACACAUGACUGACAGCUCAGAAGUGGACAUGGUUUCUGAGGAGCGUCAAAGGAGCCCAAAAAUGCUCCGUGAGCAUCUGCAGAACAGCGAGACUGAACAGCAACAACCUCAACAACAGGAAUCAUCAACAUGCAGGAGAUCAGCUCUGGUCAGGUCAAAAACAUUUGAUGCAUCUCUGCUGACCCCGAUUCAAAGUGAGCUGGAUUCAAAGCUAGAGAGGAAGAAGUCUCACUACAGUCAGCUGUCCAAGGGUAAUAGUCAAUAUCAUAAAAUCUUCAAGGAGAUCAGCAAAGACGAGCAACUCAGGCAAAGUUACACAUGUGCUCUGCAGAAGGACAUCUUGUACCAGGGCCGCAUGUUUGUCUCCGACCACUGGAUCUGCUUCCACUCUAAAGUCUUUGGAAAAGACACCAAGAUCGCCAUACCGGUAAUAUCUGUCACGCAUGUCAAGAAGACCAAAACGGCCCUCUUGGUGCCCAACGCUGUUGUUAUUGCCACAGCAAAUGAUAGGUACGUCUUUGUGUCCUUCCUGGCCCGGGACAACACCUACAAGUUCCUCAUGUCCAUCUGUCUUCACUUAGAGGAGAAGAGUCCAUGCAACAGUCCCAUCCCAUCUUCAUCCCAACUCAACUUUCGAGGUCGGACAUCGCCUCACUCGCCACGUUUUCCUCUGAGUUUCCAUGCCGACUUUGUGGAUCUGGACAGAACACUACGGAAGAGUCAACAAGACACGGAAGAAAGCAGCACUUCCGAUUCCCAGACGCCGGACGAUGACAAGAUGGGAGAAUUCCCAGGUCCUUCCUUCCUGGACAUUUUGAAGUCACCUCCUGAUCAUCAACACCAAAUGAAGAACCUUCUUCAUAAAGUUCCCAAGCAGGAAAGCAAACAACAUGGUUUGGAAGUUAAGCGAGAAGAUACCAGAAGUGGGCAAACUCUCUCCCUCAACACUCUACUGUGUGUUUACCUCAUCCUAGUGUGCUUCCUGGUGUUGUCAUCCUGCUUCCUGACUGUCAAAAUGUUUUCCUUGGAGCAUCGACUGGCAACGCUCGGCUCCGUUGCAGACUUGGCUCAGCCCGAAAACGACUACCUUCGAGGUAGCGACAAUGUCAACCGGGAAUUUUUUUCUGAAUUGCUGAGCCUCAACCUCAAGAAGCUGGAGAAGGUGCAGAAGAAUCUCCAAAGACUUUUGGAUGAAGCCGUCUGA